Molecule: messenger RNA, 1904 nt
Organism: Oncorhynchus masou masou (cherry salmon)
Lineage: Eukaryota; Metazoa; Chordata; Actinopteri; Salmoniformes; Salmonidae
Product: globoside alpha-1,3-N-acetylgalactosaminyltransferase 1-like
Exons: 12
Coding region: 230-1471 (413 amino acids)
Biological process (GO): carbohydrate metabolic process
Cellular component (GO): membrane; vesicle; Golgi apparatus
Molecular function (GO): nucleic acid binding; hexosyltransferase activity
Source: RefSeq, a predicted model, not a curated record
GAGUUGAGGAAUAUGGUGGAACCUUCCUCCAGCCAUGCUUGCACUAAUCCAAUGCUUCUAAAUGCAUAACGGGGCGUGAACAAGUGCACACUCCUGGAGACGGUGGGAGCUCAAUGGAAAUAUAGAGUUUGUAUAAAGUGAGGUAUAGAUAGCUAUAUGCACCUUAUACUAUACAGACAACUGGGACCAGGUGAUUCUCAGGAGCGUCAGUAAAAAUGAUACGAAGACAAUGACCCAACACACCUCAAGGCUUUUUAAGGGCUAUUUGACCAAGGAGGGUGAUGGAGUGCUGCAUCAGAUGACCUGGCCUCCACAAUCACCCGACCUCAACCCAAUUGAUAUUGUUUGGGAUGAGUUGGACUGCAGAGUGAAGGAAAAACAGACAACAAGUGCUCAGCAUAUGUGGGAACUCCUUCAAGACCGUUGGAAAAGCAUUCCAGAGCGUGAACACUGGUUACUUGCUUUAGUAAUCGCUGGGGGAAUGGUUCUCUGCUGGCUUGUCUUCUCACGCUGCACAUCUGUCUCUCUCAAUGAGGGUCUCAGUGAGUAUGUGGAGGGGUUAACAUGGCGCCAGGUGGAUCACCAGGUUGUGCUGAAUCACAGAUUACAGAGCAAUCAAGCCAUGCUUAUGGAACCAGUGAGGACUGACGUGCUGACUGUAACCCCAUGGCUGGCGCCUAUAGUCUGGGAGGGGACCUUCGACCCCCUGGUCAUAGACGAGGCCUUCAGGUCCCACAACCUCACCAUUGCUACCACUGUGUUUGCUGUAGGGAAAUACACUCGUUUUCUCUGUGACUUCUUAGAGUCAGCUGAGAAGCACUUCAUGGUAGGGCUGGAUGUGCACUACUACGUGUUCACCGACCUGCCCGGCGAUGUGCCGAGCAACGUGACUCUUGGUGUCGGCAGGCUGCUCAGCAUCAUGAGCGUGCCGAAGUUCGACCGCUGGCAGGAAAUAUCCCUCCGCCGCAUGGAGCUCAUCCAGACUGCCAUUGAGGAUCACAUCCACCGGGAGGCGCACUACAUCUUCUGCCUGGAUGUAGACAUGAGGUUCCAUGGCCGUGUGGGGUCCGAGGCGCUGGGGAGACUGGUGGCCGCCAUCCACCCCUGGUUCUACAUGUACCCCCGGAGCCAGUACCCCUACGAGAGGCGGGCCGUGUCCACAGCCUCUGUACCUCAGGACCAGGGAGACUUCUACUACCAGGCCAACAUAUUCGGAGGAGUGCUGGAGGAUGUUCAUAGGCUGACCAAGACGUGCAGGGAGCACCUGGAGGUGGAUAAGUCUGUGGGUGUUGAGGCUGUGUGGCAGGAGGAGAGUCACCUGAACUGGUACCUGGUGAAGAAUAAGCCCACCAAGCUGCUGUCACCUGAAUAUGUGUGGGACGACGCUAGAGGAUGGGACACCAAGGAGAUAAAACUCGUCCGCUUCUCCUCUGUCAUUAAGAACAAGGCAGAGGUCAGGGAGAACCCAUGAGAUGCAGCCCAUGCAAAACCCAGAUAGAUAUAUUAAGCUUAAACAGACAUAGCUAUAGCUUAAACAGACAGAUUUCGAUAGCUUAAACAGACAGAUUUUGAUCAGGAAUGUUUUAACAUGCUAAUUAGAUUUCCGCCCGAGGUGAUGAGAUUGACGCUAGAGUUUUAAAGACUCGAGCUAACUAUAUUUAAGCUCUUGAGUAUUCCUCAUCUCUGAGAACUGCCACAACAAAAUAAUGAUGUUCAAGACAACUGAGCGUGUUGUUGGUGCCCACCCUAACAGCGACAUGUUAGCAUCCCCUGAUCUGUGAACAGUUUUUACAAUUAUUAUGAUGUGAAGCCCUUUUAAUACUUGUAUUGAAAAGCGCUAUACAAAUAAAGUUUAUUAUUAUUAAGUUGACGUUUUAUACAUGAAAUUAAAUGUAUUUCUCUGG